Aspergillus calidoustus is the source of this 933-nucleotide messenger RNA. The record is from the annotation of a GenBank genome assembly. Lineage: Eukaryota; Fungi; Ascomycota; Eurotiomycetes; Eurotiales; Aspergillaceae.
AUGGCCUACUCUCCGACAGCCUGCCUGGUGGUCACCAUCGUUCUGCAGGUCCUUGUCCUGGUUGCAAUUGCCCUGCGGCUUUACGUGCGAGUUGGGGUAAAGGGAAAUAUUGCAGCGGAUGAUUACAUGGCGGUUUUGGCAACUGUGCGCAGCAACCGAGCCCCGAUUCCAACUUCUUCAGCUGUAUACUUUUUCGUACUCGGUGCUAAUACUCGCCCAUACUUCAAGAUUCUCUACACAGGUCUUUCGCUCUCAUAUAUUAUUGCCAUGGCAAAUUAUGGGGUUGCGCACCCGGGACUUAGAGUCUCGAGCGAGCAGGCUGCUACCGGCCUCCUACUAGUCCUCAUCGGCGAGAUCCUCUACCUCACCGCAACCUACCUCGUCAAAGUCUCCAUCGCAUUCACCCUCUUCCGAAUCGUCACCGCAAAACCCCACCGCUACACCAUCUACACCCUGCUCCUCAUCGGCGCAAUCCUCACAACCAUCACCUGCUUCUGGGCUUUCUUCCUCUGCAGCCCCGUGAACUACUUCUGGGACCGAUUCCGCGGCGCUGUCGGUUCGUGCAAGUCGAUUCGCACCCUGAUGGCUGUUCAUUUCGUGCAGGCGUCGUGGACUCUGAUAUCGGAUUUGACACUUGGGCUGGUGAUUCCGGGUCUUGUACUUUGGGAUUCGCUUAUGGAGAGGCGGACCAAGAUCCUCGUGUGGUUUUUGCUGGGGUUUGGGUCUCUAGCCGCAAUCGCUACAAUAGUGCGCAUGAUCUACCUCCCGACCAUGACGAUAACCAACAGCCCCGCGGAUAACCACAUCAUCGUGUUGUGGUCCGUCCUUGAGGCGGCCAUUGGGAUCAUCUGUUCGGCGGCCGCGACAUGGAGGCCCCUGGUUUCGCGGCUGAGGCGCUCUCCGACGGGGUCGUGUGAGCCAUUGGGCAGCUAG